Molecule: messenger RNA, 1977 nt
Organism: Paraglomus brasilianum
Lineage: Eukaryota; Fungi; Glomeromycota; Glomeromycetes; Paraglomerales; Paraglomeraceae
Source: the annotation of a GenBank genome assembly
AUGCCAACGAAAACGACAGCAGCAAAAACUACUACUACUCCAACAAAAGGGACUGGAAAAUUAUCAGCAGAUGGGGCACCAACGGUAACAAAGACGACAAGGACAACAGUAAUGGUAGCUUUGACAGAUCAUAACACGCCAACGGCCACCGGCACUAAUACUAAUACUGGAUCCACUGCACAGGCAACAAAUACCCAUCUCCCAGAAAUGAGUUUUGGCCCUCCUCCUCCUUCACAACCGCCUACCCCGAACAUAAGCUCUUUGGACGCAACAGGCAGCGCAUCAAUAUACGUUGCCGGAUCAAUUAGUGCCUUUGUUAAUCUCGUUGGAUGCUCCGUUAUUCUAAUCGCAGCUUAUCAUAAAUCGGAAAACCGUCUUCUCUCAUCGACCCAGAGAUAUCCUGCAUACAUGGCAGUGUUGGAUGCGCUCACGGGCCUAGUUUGUCUUGCUAAUCUAUUAUACCCGAUGAGUCACGACAGGCUGAUACCUUCUGGCGCUUGUGUCGUGAUAGGUUUUUUCACAUCGCUGCUAAUCAACAUUAAUCUGCUCUUGAUGGCCGUUGUGGCUGUUAUCGUCUACCAUCGAGUGUGCAAAGGAACACUCAUCACGUUCGGUGUGGGGGAUUGGAAACUGUUUCUAAAGCUGUUGGUUCCGAGUCUAUUGAUUGGAUUCAUCGCAUUGGGCUUUGGUGCCUUUGGACCUGAUGUAUUUUGGUGCUUCAUUUCUCGUACUGCUCCCGGCAGUCGCUGGAUUCUAAUAUCAACGAUAGUAAUUGCCUACGUCGUGACAGGAAUCACGACAGCUUCUUAUCUAUUGGUAAUUAAACGAAUCCACCGCGUAGAACCAAUGCUCACCACGACUGCCUUUGCUGAUGCAUUGAGGCGUCAACGCGCUUCAAAUAUCCAGAAUCGCAACCAAACGUCUGACGGAACGUUUAGACGUUCACGUACAUACGAAAGAGUAUCAGCGGUGUUUGCUCCAGUCUUGUCAUCGAGAAUGUCCUUUUACUUUUCCAAAUCAUUGGUAUCGCAAGAUGGACUGGUCCAUCCGACUCCGACGAGAUUAGAAAACUUUGAUUCAUUGAACGAACCAACGUUCGAACAAAAGAGAAUAGCGGAUACUAUUGCGCGUGCGACCAGAAAGAUGUCGUAUUACAUAUUUGUCCAGUUCAUACAAUAUACGCCGGUAAUAAUAUUCUGUCUAGUGACAUUAGUGCGAGAUCCGCCUGCGUGGGUUUAUGCACUGACAAUAACGCUUCUUAACCUGGGGGGAGUGUUGAAAGCACAUGCAUUCCUUCGCAACGAGAGAUAUAAAUUAUUCCAAAAAGAUGAAGUUUACACAGAGAAAGAGGGGAUCAUGGCUCUACCAGACUUUCAGCCACCAACAGCCGCAACAGUGUCCAUUAAUAAUAAUCAUUUGCUACAGCCAAUACAAGAAUCCACGCCAUCAACACCCACCUCUGAGAAACGUUCGCAACGAUCCCUUUCAUGGCAACCAUCAUCGUCAUCUGCCACUGAUCAACUACAGCAACUUGCAUCGUCAUCAGGUCAAACUGAUACUCAGUCACCACCGCAGCAGGAAACGAUAGACAACCCUUUUGAACCCAGCAGCCCUUUUGAACCCAGCCCUUUUGAAACCAGUCCUUUUGAAACCAGCUCUUUUGAACCCAGCCCUUUUAAACCCGUACCACCCAACUUUCUCACAGACGAUGUUUGGUUAUUUAAUCGAGUAGAAUCCAAUAGGGCUGAGCCCGAAGAUGAUCUGGAUUCCGAAGAACUAGACGGAUUGAUUCCUAUAGCUUUCGCACCAUCUGUCGAAAAAUAUCCAAAAGACAAACGUCGUCGAAAAGACAAAUUUCUGCGAGACUCGAGUACCAAAAACAAUAAUUCAAAAGUAAAGCCGCCACCAGUAGCUCGGACUCGCCGCCCAUUAGUAGAUUCUGAGAUGAUACUACCUUUUGUGGAAUAUGAAGAAUGA